AGAGAGAGGGAAGGAUGGCGGAAGGUAGGGAGGGAGGGAGAGACUUUCAGGGAGAAUGAGAAUGCUGUUGCCGUGGGGAUGCACUUUUUCCUUGCCAGAACAAUCCUCCAGCAGCUCGAGCCAGGCGCCUAGGCAGCCAACAAGGGGAUGAGCUCUCCAAAACCGCUCUCAGCUAAGGACACUCAUCUCAGCUCCAUACAAUACAGAUACUUUCCAGAUCAAUGCAGCGUCAUAGCAGGGGAGGAAAAGCUCUCUCUCUCUCUCUCUCUCUCUCUCCUCGCUCUCAUUCAAGGGAACAAGAGGCAGCAUGCUUGAACGCAAGUGAACGUUUUCUGCAGUGAACAAGCCUUAACGGAUUUUUUUUACCGUUACUGCUACCUCCAAACUGAAACCUUCUCUCCAACCUUUAUUGAAAAAUUCGACGGAUUGCAGCGAGGGCAUGUGAAGAAGGGUGCAGCUGCCGCCAUAUGCGAGUGUAGAGCUACAUCAGGGAAAAAACAUAACCUAAUGACUGCAGUGCGUGUGUCAGCCUUUUUAACUGGGCUCCACGCAGGCAAAUGGACAAGCAGUGACAGAAGAACAUCAGAAACAGGAAAAAAUAAGUGGAAAAACUGAAGGGUAAAGGAGAGGAGAGCAUUUGAAAAGACAGUGGAAUUUUCACGCUUACCACCCCCUCCCUUUUUCACCCCUCUCCCCUGGUUUAGUGCAUGUAGGCUUUCACCAGGGAGAUUUAUAAUAGGUAUUUAGUGGUGGCAUCAAACGACAAUUUCCAAGGACUAUCUGCGGACAGAGCGUCAACAAGGCGCAUGCGUCAAAACUGGAAUGUUAUCCUAGCCUAAAGCUCUAUUGCUUCAUAUACGCCUCUGUGGAUUUAUUAGUAAUCAUUUUGUUGCUUAUCUUGUGUUUUCCACCAAAAAAAGAGAGAAAAACUCAAAAGGAUUUGCCUUUGGAUACAGGAGUACAAUAUAUGCACCUAUGUUAUAAAAAAAAAAAAAUGGACCUGUAAAUUCAGUGAGGUAGGUCUCUGGUCUUUCCAACCCUUUUAAUACAUUCAGUCUGUUAUUUCCUUCUAAUUUAUUAAUGCUUGACUUCUGCCCACUGAACCCAUCCCUUUUGCUCUCAUACACCUUUCAUUGAAAAUUACCCCACCCCCAGUACUGUAAAUGGAAAACCGAGUGAGAGUUUUGCUUAACCCUGGGUAGGGCUAGCUCUCUUAACUGGACACAAAUCCCUGCUGUUAUUCCCUUUUUACCUCCAUCCUCCCCAAACUUGCUCCCUCCCAUCCCCAAGACCAUGUUGAAAUAUGAGUGUGCCACAACAUGAGUGUCCUGGAGCGUGUAGCUGCACAUCGAGUCAGGAAAGCUGCCCUGCUCUUUGUCAUCUGUCUCAUGGUGCAAACAUAUGUGGAGGAGGUGGUGGGUGCACUUGGGACUCAGGGUUGCCCCCCUGUUUGCUCCUGCAGUAACCAGUUCAGCAAAGUGGUGUGUACCCGCCGUGGCCUCACUCAGGUGCCCCCUGGCAUUCCCACCAACACAAGACACCUCAAUCUAAUGGAGAAUGCCAUUGAGGCAGUGCAGGCUGACUCCUUCCGCCAUCUCCAUCACCUGGAGGUGCUCCAGUUAGGACGCAAUGCCAUCAGAGAGAUCGAAGUGGGAGCUUUCAAUGGGCUGAACAAUCUGAACACCCUGGAGCUCUUUGAUAACAGACUGACUGUGGUGCCUAGUGGGGCCUUUGAAUAUCUCUCUAAACUAAGGGAACUGUGGCUCAGAAACAACCCCAUUGAAAGCAUCCCUUCUUAUGCCUUUAAUCGUGUGCCCUCUCUCAUGCGACUGGACCUAGGUGAGCUGCGAAAGCUUGAGUACAUUUCUGAAGGGGCCUUCGAAGGUUUGGUCAACCUCAAGUACCUCAACUUGGGUAUGUGCAACAUCAAAGGGGAUAUUCCCUACCUGAACUCACUGCUAGUCCUGGAGGAGUUGGAGAUCUCUGAGAACUUUUUCCCCGUGAUCAAGCCCAGCUACUUCCGAGGACUGACUUCACUUAAAAAGCUAUGGAUCAUGAACGCUAACAUAGGACUAAUUGAACGUAAUGCAUUUGAUGAUCUGUCAUCACUGGUAGACCUAAACCUAGCCCACAACAACCUGAGCUCUCUACCCCAUGACCUGUUCUCCCCACUGAGGACCCUGAUGGAACUGCACCUCCAUCAUAACCCCUGGAACUGUGACUGUGAUUCACUCUGGUUAGCACGGUGGCUGCAUCAGAACAUCCGUACAAACUCAACCUGCUGCGGCAGAUGCCAUUCACCUGCACAUAUGAGAGGCCGUCGGCUGGUGGAUGUGGACCAAGGAGACACAGAAGCGAUGCAGUGUUCGGCGCCCUUCAUUUCAGAUGCUCCAAGAGACCUUAAUAUUUCAGCUGAUCGAGUAGCAGAGUUUCGGUGUCGAACAGCAUCUAUGUCAUCGGUGCAGUGGUUUUUACCAAAUGGAACUAUACUGACACACGCAACAACUCACCCACGCAUAACUGUUGUUAAGGAUGGGACUCUAAACUUCUCAAAUGUGCUGGUGAGUGACACAGGCAUGUACACCUGCAUGGUGUCCAACGCAGCAGGAAAAUCCAAUGCUUCGGCUUAUCUGAAUGUGAGUGCAGCAGAGCUCAACACAUCCAACCUCAGCUAUUUAACCACAGUUACAGGAGAAGUUCUCAACCCAAUGUCCAACAUGCCCAAACGCCAGACCACUACAGAAACAGAUCAGAGCUCCACAACCACUACUUCACCUUCAGUCUUUCAACCAGUUUUCAUUUCAACACCAACAGUCAUCCUCCAAAGCACUGACGUACCACCUAGCCGCCUGCCAGCCAUGUCCACAUCUAAAGUGACAACAGAGAAACCGUCCAACUCUGCCAGUCUGGAUGAGGUGAUGAAGACUACCAAGAUCAUUAUUGGCUGCUUUCUGGCAGUAACACUGCUAGCAGCAAUCAUGCUUAUUGUGUUCUAUAAACUAAGGAAGCGCCAUCAACAAAGGAGCACAGUUUCAGCAACAAAGUCUGUAGAGAUUAUUCAGGUAGAUAAGGAAGAACUUCCACCACCCGCAUCUGCUGCCAGUAUGUCAGGAGAUGGGACGGUGAAACUACCAGUGAAUGACCACAGCAUUCACAAAUUAGACUACAUCACCCACAAAUUAGACUAUACCUACCACACACCUGAUUCCAAAACAGAUUAUAGCAUCCACAAACCCAAACCUCAUUUUAGCAAAUCCAAACCUAAAUCAGAUGAUACUAUAGACAUUAUGAAGAUGGACGACACUAAACACCUGUCCAAAUUUGAUUACAACACACUUGAACACUUGGACUAUAUCUCUCAAAAUCCUUCGACAAACUAUACGCACAAGUCACUGCCUGAUUAUCACAUACACAAAAAAACUGACCACAGUUCAUACAAACCUGGAUACAGCACUUACAAACCUGACUACAGAUCUCAAGCAGUCAAACUGGACUUCUGCCCUUUCAAAUCAGAUUAUAGCAUUCACAAACCCAAAAUGGACUACAGUAUGCACAAGCCCAGAUCUGAUUACAUUCCUAACAAAUGUGGCGUCAACUACAGCCAGAUGGAUUGUAGUCAUUUUGAAAAAGACCACAGUGCAUUCAAGCCAAAAUACAGAUCAAUCACAGCAGAAUACUUUAGUCACAAACAAGACUUGAGCCCCCCAAAACCUGAGAUGGAUUACAGCCAGCGGGAGAUAAAAUACAGCACUCAGAAUUCAUACAAGCCUUGGGGACAUACAAAUAAAUGGACAGAAAACAGCAGCACUGGAAACUCCCUUCCACGAACUUUACACAGCAUCAGUGUGCCUGAGCCCUUCAUCAUAAAAACACACAACAAGGAGAAAGUGCAAGAGACUCAAAUCUAGCCCUGAUCUAAAAGAACGCACCAACCUGAAACACACAUGUGCACACAGACACACACACACACACACACAGGGUGGGUUCUUUCAGAGAGAAGGAGAGACAGAGUGAGUGAGUGAGUGAGUGAGUGAGUAUAUGUGCGUGUGUGUGUGUGUGUGUGUGUGUCUUGGGAAAACCCAUGGAGUGCUGGCAAAAACACAAAAAUAAAAAUGAAAAUUGACCAAUACUGAGCUUUUCUGCCCAUAAUAUAUAAUGUACAAUAUAAAAUAUUAUUCUGCAUUAUUUAAUAUUAUUUACAUAAUAUAAAAAUAUGUAGAAAUAUUUGAUGCACUCAUUAGCAUUGCUUUGGCUAUGAGCAGAGAUCAGAUUAAUAAUCACACUGACUCAGUCUGAGCUAAGUGUGACUUCCUCAUAUAGUGAAUGUCAUUUUGAUCUAAUAGUUGGAAAGUUAUUUAACGAAGCGGACUCAAGCUAUUCAGCUCAUAAACAAAGCUCUGAAAUGAUCAACGAUACACCUGAGCACCACGGCAACAAAAACAGCACUUACUCAUCUAAGGUAAAACUUUAAAUUACCUAAUACUAAUGUGAAUCAAUUAGACAAUCAGUGAUUAUGUUCUUAUCAAUAUAAAAAGAUGAUGGUAAAGAGAAGAUGAGUCUUGUAUUGAAAAGAUAUAAGGGACGUUGUAAAUGAUUAGUGAGAGACUGAUGUAGAUGACGACUAAAGAGAUUUCUCAAUUCCCACUGAUAUUUUGAUAAAGUGUCACUACUCUUUAUUUAUGUGUUUUAUUCCUCAAAUGUUGAGGUAGGUAGGGUGCUUACUAUGGCCUGUCUGCUCAGGAUGAUCAGAUGAAAUCAGGUUAAGAUGUUUUCAAAUGAUAAUAUAGAGGUGAGUUCACAAAAACUCUACAAAUAGUUUAAACGUCUUUCCUAUAUAAAACAGCUUAUUAUUAAACCCUGAAAGGUUACUGUACAGGCUGGAUGUUCAGACAGCCUGUAGUUUAUGAAUAAAAACUGCUAUGUAGAUAGACCUAGUAUUGACUGUCAUAUUUUUAAUUUGCAUAUUUGAUUUACUACAUAUUAGAGUUCAUUUAAAGAAGAUGAAUACGUGACAGCUGCUAUUAGACCAUACGUGUAAGGAUGUAUUUCAGUGGAAUUAUAAAUGCAGAGAAGUGCAAAAGAAACAGUUCAGGAAAAGGUGUAUGUUUUUGAAUUUCAUGUUUUAAAAACGCCAAAAAUGUGAAUGACUUUCCCAGGACACCUCAUACACACACACACACACACACCUUUGUGCGACCUUGGGCUGGUGACAGAGAAGUUGAACAUACACAAUGAACAGUUGUUUAAACGUCUAUUUUCUACUUUGUACUGGUCAGUUAAAGAGGAGUUGUGUAAAAUGUCACUAUGAAAUGAAGAAAUGAGGGUCGUGUUUUCACAGGACAUUCUGUGGAAUUUCUUAACCAUGCUAUAGAGAAUGCAGUAAACAAAAGAAAAAGUAUUGAAAUUAUUUAUAUUGAUAAGCUUUUCUUUAAAAGGAAAAAAGCUCUAAGUUGAUAUUUACAGAUUUAUCUUGUAAGCACCAUAAAUUUUGUACUGUGCCAAAUGUCGUAAAAAUGCAAUAAAAAAAUUAUUUUUC
This is a messenger RNA of Hemibagrus wyckioides, 5536 nucleotides long. RefSeq names its product leucine rich repeat containing 4.1 (gene lrrc4.1). Gene Ontology annotation, molecular function: protein binding. Gene Ontology annotation, biological process: modulation of chemical synaptic transmission; postsynaptic density protein 95 clustering; synaptic membrane adhesion. Gene Ontology annotation, cellular component: plasma membrane; postsynaptic density membrane; glutamatergic synapse. The transcript has a single exon. The record is from RefSeq and is a predicted model, not a curated record. Lineage: Eukaryota; Metazoa; Chordata; Actinopteri; Siluriformes; Bagridae. Bases 1320 to 3908 code for a protein of 862 amino acids.